GACAGAAAUUUCAUCAGACUGGCGAGGUUAUAAAGCACCUUUCGCAUUGUAUCAGUUUUAUUUAGGCUGUGCAUCUUGUUGCCAGUUGAUGAUUAGAAGAAGCAGUGCUGGAUAAAGCGUACGCAAUGAAGUCAAGUCUCACUAUUUUGUCUGCCGUUCUGCUCUUAAUGGUCAUUGCAACAAAGGCUAAAAAAGCAAAGGUCUGUGUUAACGCCAACUGGUGGAAGUCAUUUGACAAAAAAGGAUGGUCAAAAUGUUCCACCAGUAAACAGUUCAUCACUGGAUUCUAUCGUAGCAAGUUAUAUACUUUCCUAUAUGAUGGAAUUUACAAACUUGAAGAAGCAAAGUGCUGUUUGUCUAGUCUUGGAUACAGAGGUCAAAAGAGCAUUUGUGUCAACGCUAACUGGUGGAAAACUUUAGACAAAAAAAGCACUUGGAGUGUUUGCCCUAAAGGAUAUUUUCUAAAUGGUCUUUAUCGCUCAAAGGGAAUUCAUUUACACAAUAUUGAGGAAGGAAAAUGUUGCAAACCAAUACGCCAUCCCAAAAGGUAUGGUGGUUGCUACAAUGAAUAUAUCAGACAUGCGUUUGACAGGAAAGGAUGGGCAACGUGUAAAAAGGCUGGUUACUACGUCACUGGGUUAUACAGAGAUCAUAAAAGCGACUGGCUUCACAACAUUGACUACUUCAAAUGCUGCAAAAUGGCCCCAGUUUUCAACCCAUGUGCCAAGAAACCUUGCAAGAAUGGUGGUCUUUGUUUAAAAAAAAUAAAAUCGUACCAGUGUUUAUGUAAACCUGGCUACCAAGGAAAAAGUUGUGGAAUCUACAAUGCUUGUCACUCAAAACCUUGUAUUAACGGUGGUGUAUGCAAAAGGAAUGGAAAGUUGUACAGCUGCAAAUGUAAACCUGGUUACUUUGGAAAGAAUUGUCAAUUCUAUAAUGCUUGUCACUCAAAACCUUGUAUUAACGGUGGUGUAUGCAAAAGGAAUGGAAAGUUGUACAGCUGCAAAUGUAAACCUGGUUACUUUGGAAAGAACUGUCAAUUCUACAAUGCUUGUCACACAAAACCUUGUAUUAACGGUGGUAAAUGUCAAAGCAAAGGAAAGUUGUACAAUUGCAAAUGUAGACCUGGUUACUUUGGAAAGAACUGUCAAUUCUACAAUGCUUGUCACUCAAACCCUUGUGUUAACGGUGGUAAAUGUCAAAAGAAAGGGAAGUUGUACAAUUGCAAAUGUAAACGUGGUUACUUUGGAAAGAACUGUCAAUUCUACAAUGCUUGUCACUCAAAUCCUUGUAUUAACGGUGGUGUAUGUCAAAGGAAAGGAAAGUUGUACAGCUGCAAUUGUAAACCUGGUUACUUUGGAAAGAACUGUCAAUUCUACAAUGCUUGUCACACAAAACCUUGUAUUAACGGUGGUAAAUGUCAAAGAAAUGGGAAGUUGUACAAUUGCAAAUGUAAACCUGGUUACUUUGGAAAGAACUGUCAAUUCUACAAUGCUUGUCACUCAAAACCUUGUAUUAACGGAGGUGUAUGCAAAAGGAAUGGAAAGUUGUACAGCUGCAAAUGUAAACCUGGUUACUUUGGAAAGAACUGUCAAUUCUAUAAUGCUUGUCACUCAAAACCUUGUAUUAACGGUGGUGUAUGUAAAAGGAAUGGAAAGUUGUACAGCUGCAAAUGUAAACCUGGCUACUUUGGAAAGAACUGUCAAUUCUACAAUGCUUGUCACUCAAAACCUUGUAUUAACGGUGGUGUAUGUAAAAGGAAUGGAAAGUUGUACAGCUGCAAAUGUAAACCUGGCUACUUUGGAAAGAACUGUCAAUUCUACAAUGCUUGUCACUCAAAACCUUGUAUUAACGGUGGUGUAUGUAAAGGAAUGGAAAGUUGUACAGCUGCAAAUGUAAACCUGGCUACUUUGGAAAGAACUGUCAAUUCUACAAUGCUUGUCACUCAAAAUCUUGUAUUAACGGUGGUGUAUGCAAAAGGAAUGGAAAGAUGUACAGCUGCAAGUGUAAAUCUGGUUACUUUGGAAAGAAUUGUCAAUUCUAUAAUGCUUGUCACUCAAAACCUUGUAUUAACGGUGGUGUAUGCAAAAGGAAUGGAAAGUUGUACAGCUGCAAAUGUAAACCUGGUUACUUUGGAAAGAACUGUCAAUUCUAUAAUGCUUGUCACUGAAAACCUUGUAUUAACGGUGGUGUAUGCAAAAGGAAUGGAAAGAUGUACAGCUGCAAGUGUAAAUCUGGUUACUUUGGAAAGAAUUGUCAAUUCUAUAAUGCUUGUCACUCAAAACCUUGUAUUAACGGUGGUGUAUGCAAAAGGAAUGGAAAGUUGUACAGCUGAAAAUGUAAACCUGGUUACUUUGGAAAGAACUGUCAAUUCUAUAAUGCUUGUCACUCAAAACCUUGUAUUAACGGUGGUGUAUGCAAAAGGAAUGGAAAGUUGUACAGCUGCAGUGUUUAUAAAACAGUGUUUCAAUAACACUUUGCAACAACUCUACGGAGUUCCUACGCACACUAAUUAUAAAUAA
Messenger RNA from Xenia sp. Carnegie-2017, 2522 nucleotides. Its product is annotated as neurogenic locus notch homolog protein 1-like. Gene Ontology annotation, cellular component: protein-containing complex; plasma membrane. The transcript has 20 exons. The record is from RefSeq and is a predicted model, not a curated record. NCBI's taxonomy places the organism in Eukaryota, Metazoa, Cnidaria, Anthozoa, Malacalcyonacea, Xeniidae. Gene Ontology annotation, molecular function: calcium ion binding. The coding region runs from base 126 to 2522 and encodes 798 amino acids. Gene Ontology annotation, biological process: heterophilic cell-cell adhesion; establishment or maintenance of epithelial cell apical/basal polarity.